Dendrobium catenatum is the source of this 587-nucleotide messenger RNA. RefSeq names its product protein DELETION OF SUV3 SUPPRESSOR 1(I)-like. The transcript has 2 exons. Bases 92 to 316 code for a protein of 74 amino acids. Gene Ontology annotation, biological process: proteasome assembly; mRNA export from nucleus; double-strand break repair via homologous recombination. Gene Ontology annotation, cellular component: proteasome complex; proteasome regulatory particle, lid subcomplex. Lineage: Eukaryota; Viridiplantae; Streptophyta; Magnoliopsida; Asparagales; Orchidaceae. The record is from RefSeq and is a predicted model, not a curated record.
ACCCGGGAGUCUCAUUUGCCUUCACAAAUCCAUCCGUCUCGAACCCUAGCGAUCCCCUACCCUGUAGUGCAGAUUUCUCUCCUCGAAAUCAAUGGCUACAGAGACGAAGCCUUCGGCCGGCGAGGACACCAAGGUAGACCUCUUCGAGGACGACGACGAGUUUGAGGAGUUCGAGAUCGGUGAAGAGUGGGAUGACAAGGAAGAAGGAAAGGAUGCCCUGCAGCAGUGGGAAGAUGAUUGGGAUGAUGAUGAUGUCAAUGAUGAUUUCUCUCGUCAGUUAAGGAAAGAAUUGGAGAGCAACUCAGAGAAGAAGUGAAUAACCCCUCACUCUCCUUCCAUGGAGGGAGCUAAGAUAGCAAAGGUAGAUCAAUCUUAGUACUUUCACUAUAGGUUGCUUCUUCAUAUUGUUCCCUUUUAUAAGUUGCAGCAAACUGCUAUUGGAGGUUUGUGUUUUGUCCGAAUGUCUUUUUACCUUGAGAACCGCAUUCUAGUUUUAGCUGCUUUCUCCUUGGCUUUUAAGAAGUUGUAUAAACUAUUUGGGACAACUGCAGCGUUUUAUAAUGCAACAAUAUUAUUAUCAUAUAAUA